AUGCUGACUAAUAAUUCAAUCUAAUUAAAUAAUAUCUUGAUUGAUAGCUUAAUCUCUGUUGAAACGUAGAGUAUUUAAUAUUCAGAAUAAUUAAUUCAUUGCUGUUAGAAAAAAGUUGACUUUCAUCAAAUAUGCUUGAGUAAUAGGAGAAAAAGUGACAUAUAAAAGUAAGCAAAUGAAAUAGUUGAAUUAUUUGAAAAUACAAUUUUCUAAAUUGAAGAUUCCUACAAAAAAUAUCCUUUAAUAAGAUACUAAAGAUGUCUGUCUUUUGGCUAUGCUGAAUUAUGCAACGACAUCUUGCUUGCAAUAAGAAUAAUGAAUUAAUCUUCAUUUCCAGAUGAAUUUAUAUAUAAUAAAAUCUUAACUUUAAACUCAGAUUUUUUAUCCUAUAAAUCAAUCUAUUUAAUCACUAACUUAGAGAAUUAAAACGUUAUUAAAGUAUCUUCGAAUUUUCAUGAAAAAAUUAAAGAUAAUAUUUAAAAUAUUAUGGAAAUUGUUCCUAAAGGUAUUUAAGAACAUCAUUAAGAAAUGGUUUAAUAAUUCAUAAAAACAGGAAAAUCUAAUUUUUUCUAAAAAGCCACUUAAACUAUUUAUUAGGAUAAUUUAAUAAUAAAGCCUAUGAUUUUAAUGAAUGAUGUGAUUAUUUAAGAUAAUAGUUUUCAUGCAAUAUCAAUUGGAACUCUUUUAGAUGAAGAAUAAAUAAUAUUGAUUAUUAAUGAUAAAUCUAAAGUAAGUAGCUUCAGUUAAGGAUUCUUGGAUUAAAUUAGUUUAGAAUUUAAAGAUUCUCCCUAAAUUCUAGGAGUUGAUAUAGAAUUAAUUAUUCCACAGUUUACGAAUAUUUCUUAGAUAUCAUAACCAUAAUAUAUUGAAAUUAAAUUACCAAACUUUUGCUUACUUUAAACUUAAUAAGUCUUUAAUGGUAAAGAAAGCCAUAAAUAAUCUCAUCCUUUUAUCCAUAAAGAUAUCUGGUAGGAUAUAUCACGAUUGAAUACAUUUAUAUCAUUAUGUAUAAUUGAAAAAUCUGCAUAUAAUUAUUAUAAGAUAAGAUUCAGUUAUAUAAAAUGUAUAAAUAAAACCAUAAUAUUUCCUAAUUCAAUGAGAACCCAAUAAAAACUAUCAAUCAAUUGUUUUGAAGAGGUCGAAGAAUAAGUAAACAUAGCUGUUCCAUAUGAUCAAAUAGAUUAAGAGUGUAAUUUCGGUUAAAAAUAAGAUAUGUUAAAUACUGUUAGAUAUGAAUAGACAUUGACUUUGAUAAAAUAUGAUGAUACAAAAACAGAUGGAAACAAAAAGAUAGUAUAAUCAACAUAGAAAUAUGAGGAAAACUCUAUUGAUAGAGAUAUGAAUUAAAUUGCAAAAAGUUCAACUUUUAAUAAUGGAAAAAUCAAAUAGAAUUAUGAAAUGAAAUUUUAUUAGAAAUAUUCUUUAUUCGAAAAAAUAAGACAUAAAAAUAACCUAGUUCAAACUGAAAAAAUGUUAAUAGUGGUGCUAACAUUACAUCAACUUUUAUUUUUUCUUUAAAUCUUAUUAACUUUUAUUGAUUGUAUAAAUUUACUAAAUUUCAACUUAAAUGAAUUAGAAUUAUUAAAAAUAAAAUAUGAUUUAUUCUAACCAGUUGAAACAUUUAUUGUUACUAGAUAUACAAUUAUCAAUUAUAAUAAUCAAUUUGCAGCAAAAUAACUCACCAAACCUUAAUUAGACUUUUAUUUAAAAUUUCCAAAUUCUAAUUUAAAUCUAGGAUUUGAUGAUGUAUAUUAAAAUUAAGAAGCUAUUCUUAAUAAAUUAGAAUUACAAUCAUUUCUAUCUGAAGUUUAUGAAAUUUAUAUUUAUGUAAAAACAGAUAUUGGUGAGUUGUACAAUAUAACUAUGAGAUAAGCCCUAAGCAUAUUAAUAAACUAUUAAUAUACAUUUAAAGCAGCAUAUGUCUAUGAUGGUAGAACAGUUACAGAUUCUCCUUAUAUUUUUUAUUCAUAUCGUAACUUACUAACUUUAUACAAUUCAUUUGAUUUAUUAAAUAAGAAUUUAUACUCUUAAGCAAUACUUAGAAUAUCAGAUGAUUUUGAAAAAGAACUAUUUUUAUUCUAUCCUUUUCUUAUUUAAUUCAUUCUUAUUUUUGGAAUUGAAUUGUAUUAUGAUUUAAAAAAUAAUAAGAUUUUAGGCAAAUUUGUUUAUUUAAUUCUCUAUAGUCAUUCAGUACUCAUUUUAUAAGAAAUAAGAAAAUUGACAUGUUAUAUUGAUUAUUACAUUAAUAAUCCUGAAAAAUUAUUUAAAUAUAAAUUUAAUAUUGAAGAAAAAGAAAAGGAAUUAUAAGAUACUUAAUAACUUAAUUAAGAAAUUAUUUAAUAAAAAAAAUAAUUAAUCAUUAGGAAAUCAUACUUUAAGAAAUGGCAUAUCAUAACUUUACUUCUUUAAUUAUUUUUUAUAAUAACAUUUGGGAUUAUCAAACUAAAUCUCACAUCUACUUACCUUACUAAAUACGAAAAAACAUGUUAAUUUACAUUAGAAAUAUCGCAUCUUGGGACUAAUAUUCCUACAAUUUAUGCUAUGAGAGAAGUUCUAUACUAUAGAUGGAGAUAUCCUUUUUAUAAAGAAAAAGAAUUAUCUGAAAUUUUAUAAUAAAUCCAAGAUUGCUUAGAAUAAGUGCAUAAUGUUACAAAUGAUAUCUCAUAAUUAAGGAUGUAUAUAAUGAUUUUAAUAUAGAAAUGAUUAUUUGCUAAGUGACUCAUUCGGUUAAUAUCUACAAGAACUUUAUUAAACUAGCUUAUGUGAAUUACUUCCAGGGGAUUUAAAAGAGAGAAGCGAAUAAUUAUGCUAAACUACACUAGGAGGUAGUUUACGUAAAGGAUUAUAUAGUGCUUUAGUUUACAUUUACACAAGUAUAUAAAAUGAGAUGCAAAUUAAUUAUUUUUUAAAUAAAACUGAGAAUACUGUGAAUGAAUUAGAGGGAGUUUUUAUGGUUAGUUAAAUUAUUAAAUAAAUCAACUCAAAAAUGUGGCUGGAUAUUGUCAAUUAAACGGAAUAUCUUUAACAAAAUAUAUCUGUAAGAAAAUGAUUUAUCUUAGAUAAUAUCUUUUAUUUACAUUAUCGUUGUGAUAAUUAAUCUCAUAGCUAUAUUUAUUUUAAUAAAUAACAAAUUACAAAGACAAUAUUAUUUGUCAAAAAGAUAUUUAUAUUUGGUACCAUAAGCAAUCUUAUUUGGAAAUGAUUAAUUUGAAAGGUUAGCAAAAGGAUUACUUUAAAUGAACUGA
Paramecium pentaurelia is the source of this 3245-nucleotide messenger RNA. Lineage: Eukaryota; Ciliophora; Oligohymenophorea; Peniculida; Parameciidae. The record is from the annotation of a GenBank genome assembly.